AUGUCUAAGAAAGGCGAUGUCAACAACAAGCCCAAGGUGGCUCCGUCCACGCACUUGAUUGCGGGUGGUAUUGCCGGGUUUGCGGAAGCAUGCACAUGUCAUCGUGAGUCGUAUGAUCGCUAGUGAUCGCUCGAUCGCAGCUCUCAAAGGGCUCAGACUCAUCGCGAACGCUACCCUGCUUGCCGCGCAACUCAGCUCUCGACACGAUCAAGGUCCGCAUGCAACUCUCUCGCAGGGGCAAGAUCUCUGGUCAAAAGCCACGAGGUUUCCUGGCUACUGGUGCUUACAUCGUGCAGAGGGAAACGCCCCUUGGCCUUUACAAAGGUCUUGGAGCUGUCGUCGCUGGUAUUGUGCCCAAGAUGGCCAUUCGAUUCAUGAGCUUCGAGUACUACAAGGCUUACUUUGCGGAUCGCGUGACUGGCAAGACUAGCCCUUCUGGCGUCUUCUUGGGUGAGUGAUGGAGCUCCGGUGCUCUUGAAUGGUAGUGUAAUGUCGUGCUCGUCGGAGCAUUGGCCACCAUGGCCGAAAGCUUGAGCACAGAUUUGAGCAGUUGCCCCAUCUCUCCCUGGCUAACGCUCGACGCCCAUCAACCUUACGCAUCCACAGCUGGUCUCGGAGCCGGAACUACUGAGUGGGUGAUGAGAUAGAUUCUCGAGGCAGCAGGCUCGGCUGCGCAGGCGCCGCUUUCGGCCACUUGACUGACCAGAAGCCGCAUAUGAUGUUUCACCAGAGCCGUGGUGGUCGUGAAUCCGAUGGAAGUGGUCAAGAUUCGUCUCCAAGCUCAGCAACAUUCUUUGGCCGACCCUCUCGAGGUUCCUCGAUACCGAAAUGCGGCUCAUGCUUUGUACACCAUUGUGCGAGAAGAAGGCAUCACAACUCUGUACCGCGGAGUCGCUCUCACUGCUGCUCGUCAAGCUACCAACCAAGGUGAGUCAGACAAAGCUACACAGACGCAGCAGGCACGUCGAGCUAAUCUCAGGCACGUACCACAGCUGCAAACUUCACUGCUUACCAGGAGCUGAAAGCUCUGGCCCAGAGAGUGCAGGGUGUCGACGAACUCCCCAGCAUUCAGACUGGUACGAUCGGACUUAUCUCCGGAGCCCUCGGUCCAUGUAAGUCCGCACUGGGCUAUCGGUGUGUGUGGCAGCGAUCACUGGCUGACAAUUGGGCGACUCGGGCCAUCGAUCCCGUCCCUAGUCUCCAACGCCCCGUGAGUCGAAUGAAGCCGCACUGCAGUGUUAAGCCUCACUCGCUGACUAGCUGCUAUGUUCUUGGUUCGCAGCAUCGAUACCAUCAAGACACGUAUUCAGCGUGCUUCUCGUGUAGAAGGAGAGACUGCAAUCAGUCGAGUGGUCAAGGUUGCUGGAGAGAUGUUCAAGCAAGAAGGACCUGCCGCCUUUUGGAAAGGUAUCACGCCUCGCGUUGCUCGUGUCGCGCCAGGUGAGUGGCCGUCGUGCUCUGCUAGGAACACUCUGCAGGCUGUCCAAGCUGACCCUCACUUACCCGUGCUAUUCAGGCCAAGCCGUCGUCUUCACGAUCUACGAGGUGAGUAGGCGACGUACUGAUCGGGUAGACAAGCUCUGCGCUGACGGGCGUGCAACACCUUUUCUGGACAACAGAAAGUCAAGGCAUACAUCGAAGCAGCGAAAGCUGGUGAAUUCAAUGUUCGCGAUCACGACAACAGCUCGUAG
This is a messenger RNA of Ceraceosorus bombacis, 1691 nucleotides long. The record is from the annotation of a GenBank genome assembly. NCBI's taxonomy places the organism in Eukaryota, Fungi, Basidiomycota, Exobasidiomycetes, Ceraceosorales, Ceraceosoraceae.